Messenger RNA from Galdieria sulphuraria, 1746 nucleotides. RefSeq names its product dolichyl-phosphate-mannose-protein mannosyltransferase. Gene Ontology annotation, cellular component: membrane. Lineage: Eukaryota; Rhodophyta; Bangiophyceae; Galdieriales; Galdieriaceae. Bases 91 to 1563 code for a protein of 490 amino acids. The transcript is spliced from 2 exons. Gene Ontology annotation, molecular function: dolichyl-phosphate-mannose-protein mannosyltransferase activity. The record is from RefSeq and is a predicted model, not a curated record. Gene Ontology annotation, biological process: protein O-linked glycosylation via mannose.
AAUUUCAAUCUUUUGUGUUAGGUUUCGUUGAAUGUUGUAAAAAGAUCUCUUCAAUCCUUGGCAUUCAAUCUUGGAUCGCAUUUCAUUCUAAUGGAAUCGUCUCAUAAAGUCGAUACUAGAAAACCUACAAAUAUUUCCAAAGUAUCUUCUCAAGUACAAUAUUAUUAUUUUACCAAAAAGGACGCUAUUUUUCUGCUAGUAUUGACGCUGCUAUCGUUUCUCACAAGGUUUUACCGUUUGGAUGAACCACCUGCAGUGGUCUUUGAUGAGUUCCACUUUGGAAAAUUUGUCACUUGGUAUUUUACUGGAGAAUACUUUUUUGACAUUCACCCUCCUCUUGGAAAGCUCUUUUUAUAUUUAGGUGGCACUUUGGGAAAGUUCAAGACUGGGUUUCUUUUUGACGCCAUAGGAGCUGAAUAUGGAGAAACAAAGUUUUACGUCUUACGUUCUGUUUCAGGGUUAUUUGGAACGUUAAGCGUCCCUUUUAUGUAUUUGCUCUGUCGAGUGUUUGGCCUUUCAGUGGAAAGUUCCAUUCUGGGUUCUUCUCUUGUUCUCUUUGAUUUUAUGUCCUUGAUCGAAUCACGUCUGAUACUUGUAGACUCCCAGCUACAAUUUUUUUGCAUAGUUUCACUACUGAGUGCAUUUAUGUUGUGGAAUUCGUGUCCCAAAACGUGGUCUCGUAUGUUUUGGCUUAUAAUGACUGCAAUGCUUUCAGGCUUCGCAAUAAGCAUCAAGUGGACGGCUCUUGCUACUCCAGGAGCAAUAGCAAUUGCCUCUUUUUUUGGUCUUUUUCUCAUGUCGAGGCCUUUGGAUUUGUGGGAAUGUGCACUAGCGGGCCUUGUUGGUCUAAUUACUUACGUGAUUCCCUUCUAUAUUCAUUUUAGGAUGUUGCCUUUGAGUGGCACUGGAGAUGCCUUUAUGUCUGUGGAAUUUCAGAAAACUUUAAAAGGAAGUCCUUAUUAUGAUCCAAUUUUUCCUCCUGAAUCGUUUUGGAAGAAUUUUCUUUACUUGAACAAGGAAAUGCUAAGAGCAAAUAGUGCAAUCAAGGAAAGACAUCCUUGGGAGUCAAAAUGGUAUGAAUGGCCUCUUAAUCUGAGAGGACUGUUGUAUUAUACAGAAGAGUUGGAAAAUGGCUUAAGCAGACAAAUUUAUUUGAUUGGCAAUCCGGUCGUCAUGUAUGUUUGUAUAUUAUUUGCUCUGUCGUUUUUCUUCUGUUUAAUUUUCUACUGUCGAUAUCGCUAUUUGAUUUCAAAUGAUAUCGAACUGGCCAGAUUGCUAUCAAAAGGAAUGUUUCUAUUUUUAGCAUAUUCACUAAACUUGUUCCCAUAUAUAGCAGUUGAUCGGUCUGCUUUUCUUUAUCAUUACAUUCCUGGACUUUUAUAUGCUGAACUUUUAACAGCUCUCAUGAUCGACUCAUUUCCGAAGCAAGGACAAAAGUGGAUCGUAACUAUGAUAUUGCUCCUGGAACUUUUAGCAUUUCUAUAUUGGGCACCUUGGAUCUAUUGCAUUCCUUUAUCGGCUACACAACAUCAAAGGAGAAGGUGGCUGCCAAGGUGGAACUGAUGGGACAUUGUUACAACAUGUCGUGAAAUAAAAAAUGCUAUUGAAGAAUUUGGCGCGCUGAGAGAUAAAGAUGCAGUUGUGUCGACGUGAUGCACUGGAAUGCCAUUUGUUUUUAUUCCAUUUCUGAACGAAUAAAAAUAUGAGUCGCUCGAUGGAAAUAUCUAUAAAAGCAUCGGAAUCAGA